CGGAGUCAGACAUCUGGGGUACUUUCUUACAUUCUCAGCCUCAUUCGAGCUCAUUGCAUACCUUCUUCGGGACUCGUGCAGCAAGUCUUCUCUUAAAAAAAAGCAGUAUUGCCCUUGCACCCAACGUCUCGUCAAUUCACAGCAUUGCCUCGCGUUAACUAACAGGUACACCACAAAGACUGCCGAAGCAUUAAGACCUGAACCAAGAGUCGUCAUAAUAUCCUAUCUCAGGGAACGCACAAAACUUCGCCCACUAGACACUCAAUCGCCUCCUACAAGCAGUUCAUGCCAACAUAAAGUUCACCAAAUACAGGAUCUGUUACCAAAUGAGCCCCUCCAAGCCCAAAAACAAAAUCCUCGUGGCCUGGUCCAUCGACUUCGACGCCCUCUCCGGCUGGCUGGGCACCGGCCAACACCCCUCCAACUCCACCGCCGACUACAGCGCAGGCUACUUCAGCGCGCACGUCGGUGUCCCGCGGCUCCUCCGCCUGUUCACCGAUCUCCAGAUCGCCGACAAGGUAACCUGGUGUCUCCCAGGCCACAGCAUCGAGACCUUCCCCACGCAGACGCGCGCCAUCGUGGACUCGGGUGCUGAAAUCGCGUUGCACGGGUACGCACACGAAGCAGCCUCGCAACUCACCGCGGAGCAGGAGCGCGACGUCGUCACCAAAUGCAUCUCCCUGGUCCACGACCUGACGGGGAAAAAGCCAAAAGGAUACCGCGCACCGCUGUAUCAGCUCAAGGAACGCACCAUCUCGCUACUGCAAGAGCACGACUUCACCUGGGACUCGUCUCUCACGCACCACGACUCCACGCCCUACUUCCUGCCCUUGGACCCGGCCCCGAUAGGCCCCAUAGACUUCCAACCUGAGACCAACGCGAAAGACUGGAUGAAGCCUACCCCCUCAUUCCUAGAUUUGCCAAAAAGUCAGCUCGUCGAGAUUCCCUGCAACUGGUACAUGGAAGACAUGACACCGCUCCAAUUCUUCCCUAAUGUGCCCAACUCUGCGGGGUACGUCGACGUGCGCGUGGUGGAGCGGAUGUGGAUGGACCGGUUUGAGUUUUUUCUCAAAGAGAUCGAGCGCGGAAGAGACGACAUGGUGGUGUAUAGUAUGGUGAUUCACCCGGAUACGAGCGGGAUGGCGCAUGUGAUUGGGAUGGUGGAGCGGUUUUUGCGGUGGGUGCUGAGUUUUGGGGACGAGGUGGUGGAGUUUAGGACGUGCGGGAGUAUUGCGGAGGAGUUCAGGAAGAGGGAUGAGGAGAAGACAGGCAAGGAAACUUGAGUGGAUAUGGAAAAGACAAAACACC
Messenger RNA from Paraphaeosphaeria sporulosa, 1308 nucleotides. RefSeq names its product glycoside hydrolase/deacetylase. Gene Ontology annotation, molecular function: hydrolase activity, acting on carbon-nitrogen (but not peptide) bonds. Lineage: Eukaryota; Fungi; Ascomycota; Dothideomycetes; Pleosporales; Didymosphaeriaceae. Gene Ontology annotation, biological process: carbohydrate metabolic process. The transcript has a single exon. The coding region runs from base 327 to 1283 and encodes 318 amino acids. The record is from RefSeq and is a predicted model, not a curated record.